Physella acuta is the source of this 4877-nucleotide messenger RNA. Its product is annotated as cysteine-rich motor neuron 1 protein. The record is from RefSeq and is a predicted model, not a curated record. Gene Ontology annotation, molecular function: serine-type endopeptidase inhibitor activity; protein binding. Gene Ontology annotation, cellular component: extracellular region; plasma membrane. Lineage: Eukaryota; Metazoa; Mollusca; Gastropoda; Physidae.
GACUGGGCUAAGGUUUUCAGCAGUCGGCUAGCCGUCUCGCGAUUUCUUGCUGUGUGAAACUCUAGCAGACGGCUUGUAAAAACCUGUGGAAUAUUUUCAUUAGGGGCUGGAGGCUACCUCGAAAACUGGUUAGAUUGGUCCGCGAAUCUACUUGUGUAUUUCUGAAUACUACUUUACCGAUCAAGGAGAUGUGACAGUGCUAAGAGCUAGACGCCACCCAUGUGUAUCCAACAUGGCGGCACAGGGCACUUCACUACCAGCACUAGCAGCACUAGCAGCACUACCAGCCAUGAAGGAGAUUCUGCCACUGCUGCGCCUCAUCUCCUCUCUCAUCAUCUACUCUACUCUAACCGGAAGUGCCUGGGCUCUGUCAUGCGCCCCGUGUGAGCCCGAGCUGUGCCCCAACACGACGUCAUGCCUGGGCGGCACGGUCAAGGACGUGUGUGGCUGCUGCCCUCAGUGUGCCCGACUGGAGCACCAGAGCUGUGGGGGCGUGUUCGGGGUGCUGGGCUCCUGCGCCCCACAUCUGCAGUGUGUCUACCCGGACCACGAGGAAACGUCGAGAGGCGGGAUAUGUAAAGAAGUACCGGAGCAGCCGUGUAAGGGAAGCAACUGCCCGCCUGUUUAUGAAGCUCAGUUGUGUCCCCCUGACUCUACACUGACAAGGAGAGACUUGACGAGCCCUGACACCCAGUACAACGACGUCGAGGGCAACAACUUGUUCCUCCUUCCGGAGCAGGCGUGGCAGUGUGUCUGCAAUGUGUCGCUGUGUCGUCUGCCCGUGUGUCAGCACGGACAGCCCAGACUUGUCCAGAACGCCACGGGUCUGCCCGGAACCUGCUGUCACGUGUUCGAGUGUCCGGCAGAUGACAGUCGGACCUGUGUUUACAAAGGUCAAGAGAAGUCCCAUGGCCAGGUGUGGCAGGUGGACAACUGCACCAGCUGCCAGUGUCUAGACGGGGUCAACAGGUGCUGGGAGCAGAGCUGUCCCAAGCUGGCCUGUAGUCUCAUGGUCGUCCCAGAUGGCCAGUGUUGUCCUGUAUGUACAGGCUGUGUCUCUGAGACUGGCCAAGUCCACAACGACACCGAGGUCUGGCAUGAGAACCCCUGCACCACGUGUGUCUGCAAGGACGGCUACCCCCAGUGCCAGGCGGAGGUGUGUUCACACUGUCAACAUUCCACGUCCCUUCCUGGACUCUGCUGCCCCACAUGUCCAGACCAUGAGGCUGUCACCUUGACCUUUAAACCUUGUCCAAGCUUGAGGUCAUGCACCCUUACGUGUCCUUACGGUCUGGAGCAGACAGAUGACGGCUGCUACACUUGCAGGUGCAAACAAGCUAAAUGCCAGCUAGACUGCCAGUUUGGCCUGAAGCUGGACGCCGCAGGGAACCAGCUGUGUGAAUGUGGUGGGGCGCCUGACCGCUGUCCACCGUGGGACGAGAGAAAAUGUCCCAUCCAGUGUGAGUACGGCUUCAGGAGGUCACGCGAGGGCUGCAUUAAGUGCAAGUGCAACAAAUGUCCCCAGUUCAACUGCACCAAAAGAUGCAUGUAUGGACACGUGCUCACAGCUGAAGGAUGUCCACAAUGUCUGUGCAGAGAGCCACCCAUCGAUGUGUCUGGGGUGGCCAGGGGAUGCCUGUCCCCAGAGGGGUCCCACCACAGGUCGGGUGAGGUGUGGAGCGACGGAUGCCGCAGAUGUUACUGCCACUCAGGUGUGGAGAUGUGUUCCCUGAUUGCCUGCCCAGCCCCACACUGCCACACGCCAGUCUUUAGGGUCGGGGAUUGUUGCCCAACAUGUCCAGGUCUAACAGUUCCCAACCCAUCUGGAGAGAUUUGCGAGUCUGCCAUUGGGAAAGUACACGGGGAGGGGGAGAUGUGGAUGAUGGAUGAGUGCACACACUGCAUGUGUCAGGCAGGUGACAUCUUAUGUCAGACUCCCACCUGCCCACCUGUCAUCUGCACGCACCCUGUCAGGGCCAGUGGUGAAUGCUGCGCUACCUGUCCAGAACUGAAUUUGACCUUGUCAGGCAUGAAAGGUCAAGGCAGCUGUCACUCCAGCACCUCUGUGACAUACCAGCAUGGUGACGUCUGGCAGUCGGACCCGUGUCAGAGCUGCGUGUGUCGCCAGGGUCAGAUCCACUGCUACAGCCAGGUGUGUCCGCCCCUCACCUGCACCAGGACUGUCCUCGUCAAGAGCCAGUGCUGUCCUGUGUGUCUCGAACCUGCCUCACCCCGUACAGGGUGUGUCCACAACGGAGUCGAGUACGAGGCUGGUGAACGGUGGAGGGGAGAGAACUGCUCCCAAUGUUUGUGUUCCGCUGGUCAGGUUGAGUGCUUCCCCUUGUCAUGUCCCACUCUCAUCUGUUCAAUAUUCAUUCAGAGAAGAGGAGACUGUUGUCCAGAGUGUUAUGCUCUGCCCACCAUAGACAACAUGAACUUUCCUGCAGAAAAUGGAAAUAAAAGUGCAACUGGUGCAGCCCACAUGGACCGGCCCACCAUCAUCAUCUCCGUCCUGGCCGUCAUGGUACUCAUCCUGGCCACCAUCCUCGUUAUUUUCCUCGUCCAGCUCAUUCUGCGGCGCAAACGUAGCAGAUUGAGACCACGACCUAAGUCAACCAAUGUUGAACUUCAGGGUCAAAUGCCAUUCAUCCGUGAGUCUGAGGUCAACCUGGAGAAGAAAUACCUGGACAAGCUCUGCCCAGUCCUGACCCCAGGUGACAGGUGUAGCAACGACUACACACACAUUGUCUACAUCACUGACCCCAGGUGACAGGUGGGGCUAAGACUUCCUACAGGUUAGGUCAGUGGACAGAGGUUAGGUCAGUGGACACAGUGGUCACAGGUUAGGUCAAUGGACACAGUGGACAGAGGUUAGGUCAGUGGACACAGUGGACAGAGGUUAAGUCAGCGGACACAGUGGUCAGAAGUUAGGUCAGUGGACACAGUGGUCAGAGGUUAGGUCAGUGGACACAGUGGUCAGAGGUUAGGUCAGUGGACACAGUGGUCAGAAGUUAGGUCAGUGGACACAGUGGACAGAGGUUAGGUCAGUGGACACAGUGGUCAGAGGUUAGGUCAAUUGACACAGUGGUCAGGGGUUAGGUCAAUGGACAGUGGUCACAGGUUAGGUCAGUGGACACAGUGGUCAGAGGUUAGGUCAAUGAACUUUUUAAAUGCAGGAUAUUAACUUAAGCUACUGUGGGUGUGGAAAGAAAUUAUGUAAAAUUUCAAAAAAAUGUGAUUUCCUAACUUCACACAUGGUCAUGUGAUUCCCUAACUUCACACAUGGUCAUGUGAUUCCCUAACUUCACACAUGGUCAUGUGAUUCCCUAACUUCACACAUGGUCAUGUGAUUCCCUAACUUCACACAUGGUCAUGUGAUUCCCUAACUUCACACAUGGUCAUGUGAUUCCCAAACUUCACACAUGGUCAUGUGAUUCCCUAACUUCACACAUGGUCAUGUGAUUCCCUAACUUCACACAUGGUCAUGUGAUUCCCUAACUUCACACAUGGUCAUGUGAUUCCCUAACUUCACACAUGGUCAUGUGAUUCCCUAACUUCACACAUGGUCAUGUGAUUCCCUAACUUCACACAUGGUCAUGUGAUUCCCUAACUUCACACAUGGUCAUGUGAUUCCCUAACUUCACACAUGGUCAUGUGAUUCCCUAACUUCACACAUGGUCAUGUGAUUCCCUAACUUCACACAUGGUCAUGUGAUUCCCUAACUUCACACAUGGUCAUGUGAUUCCCUAACUUCACACAUGGUCAUGUGAUUCCCUAACUUCACACAUGGUCAUGUGAUUCCCUAACUUCACACAUGGUCAUGUGAUUCCCUAACUUCACACAUGGUCAUGUGAUUCCCUAACUUCACACAUGGUCAUGUGAUUCCCUAACUUCACACAUGGUCAUGUGAUUCCCUAAGAUCAUGUCUGAGGCUUUACAUUCCUAUGUCAAAACAGUCAUGAAACUAUAUACACUGGGUAUGAUGUCAUAGUUUUAAUGUCCAUCACUCAUGUAUCUGAUGUAUCAUCAACUCAUGUUUCAGAUGUCAUCCACUCAUCUUUCAGAUGUCAUCCACUCUUGUUUCAGAUGUCAUCCAAUCAUGUUUCAGAUGUCAUCAACUCAUGUUUCUAACCAGUCUGGCAGGAUUUAACUGAGCCAAUGUUGUCAACAUUCAUAAAGCUCAUGAAUCUUAUAACAUUCAUUAAGCUCAUGAAUCUUAUAACAUUCAUUAAGCUCAUGAAUCUUAUAACAUUCAUUAAGCUCCUGAAUCUUAUAACAUUCAUUAAGCUCAUGAAUCUUAUUCAUUAAACUCAUGAAUCUUAUAACAUUCAUUAAGCUCAUGAAUCUUAUAACAUUCAUUAAGCUCAUGAAUCUUAUAACAUUCAUUAAGCUCAUGAAUCUUAUAACAUUCAUUAAGCUCACGAAUCUUAUAACAUUCAUUAAGCUCACGAAUCUUAUAACAUUCAUUAAGCUCAUGAAUCUUAUAACAUUCAUUAAGCCGAUGAAUCUUUGUUUUAAAAUGAGCCCAAUGCCUGACACUAGAGUGGCUUAUGUUUGCUAUCCUGUGUAUCUAGUCAAGUAUGCCAUGAUCUGACAUUCCGGUGAAUUUUUUUUUUUAUCUUUGAUGUCUGUUGGCGUCAUCUUUUGAAUCGACACGAGAAAGUGGGUGGGGGUUUGCAAAGAAAAUGUGAUGUUACACUUUAAUGUUAUCAAACGUUGUUCGUUAAAAUGAAUUUUUACGUUUAUUUUGCAUUUUUAAAAAGACGUGAUUAAUCCAUGUAACCUUAUUUAUUAAAAGUUGCAGUAUUGAAUACGAUUUCCACAGUCAGCACGCCUGCUUUAGUGGAAAACAUUAAAAUGUUUUGUUUUUAAAAAAA